AUGGAUCGGGAAGACGUGAAGGAAGAAAUUGCUUCAUUUUUACCGGGCCUCUCUCUUGAAACCCUGACUUCCCUGCUGGGAGUGUUGGAAGAGAUUGGCGUGGAGAGCAGAGCAGACCUUGCCUUUGUAGAAGCGAAGGAUCUGGAGAAGUACCUCAGUAAAAUCCAGUGUCGCAGACUGCUGAACGGCAUUAAGAAUAAAGAUCCUGUUGCUGUCGAAUCUCCACCCCUCACAAGUACUCCCUCGUCAAGUUCCGAAAGAACUUCCGAAAGAAACUCUUCCUUUUCAUCACCCACCUUGCCUGGCAGGCCAUGGUAUACUGACUUCCGGGUCCGAUGGGUAGAGAUGCCAGCAGCUAUUGGCAAAGCGACGGCAGAUGCAAAAAGACCAUCACCAGGGGACAGAAGAGACAUGAUAAAGACAGUGGUGGACCAAAUGUUAGCGCAUGAGCAAAACCCAACAAGAGCAACAUGCCACACGAUCGCCCGGAUGAUUGUGAGAGACUGGCCAAAAAGCUUUGCCGAUGUCGGACAAAAGGGAGAUAUGCUGGGAGACGGCUGCUACUCCCUUUUGCAACAAAUAAAAACAAGAGUGGAAUACAAAAAUAGGAAGCAAACUCUUCAAACUCGGCGACGCAGGCAGCGCAGGCCCUCCAAUGUGGCGGCAGAGGGGGCAAUCGCAAUGGCCAGAGGCCCAGUAGACCAGUACGGUUGUGUACGGUGGUGUCCGGAAGAACUUCCUGCUGGAGAGACGGAGGCAACUUUGGAAGAAACAAAACAACAACUACUGAACAUCUACGCAGAGGGAGGGAUGGGAGGGGCAGAAACGGCUGAACAUCUGAUGGAGAAGACCUACAUCACCCAGCGCCAGUUCAUAAACGGGGUGCCUGCACCAGCCAUUCAUGAGAUAAAGGAGGAUUGGCCAUUCCUAUUCUCGCAGAGAGGCCUUUUCUCCCACUUCAGUCUGCUGACGGAUGUCUCAAUACAAACCAAGUAUGAAGAGGCUAUGAACAGCAAGGGCAGUACCAUCAUUCGCUUUUGCCAGCAGCUCAACCGUCCAGGGAUCGGGGACGUCCUCGCUAAAUACGAGCCAGAGGCGUCAGACAAGGCUGCAUGUGUCCUUCUGCUACUGAUGGCAUAUUUCAAAGAACCGAAGAAUGCCAUCAUGCUUGAGGCUGAUCCGUGUGCAACUGCCGCUGAUGUUGAGAGCACAGUGCCAUUGCCGAGCAACCCCUGCUUGAUUGUCCAAGGUGACAUGAUGAAGCCAACCGCAUGGAUGCUCAGCAUUGAACAGAAGGUUGUGAUGGGACCACACCACUCCUUCAGCAACGGAAUAGCUGCAAUGUUUGCAAGCUAUUAUUGCUUCAACCUGCAGUAUCCUGAGGAGGGCUCCUCCACUUUGGAGUUUAUCCAAAGGUGCUUCUUGAGCAUCAAUCCAGAGAGGGGCUCCAAAGCCAAGAAAAAGCGUGGGUUGAUGAACCCACAUGUGAGCACACUCUUGAGGAAGAUAUUGGACUUUGAAUGGAUUUCAAUGUAGGGUGAAAUGUGCCGUG
Messenger RNA from Gadus morhua (Atlantic cod), 1552 nucleotides. RefSeq lists its product as uncharacterized. The transcript is spliced from 5 exons. Lineage: Eukaryota; Metazoa; Chordata; Actinopteri; Gadiformes; Gadidae. Bases 1 to 1536 code for a protein of 511 amino acids. The record is from RefSeq and is a predicted model, not a curated record.